Molecule: messenger RNA, 2548 nt
Organism: Suillus plorans
Lineage: Eukaryota; Fungi; Basidiomycota; Agaricomycetes; Boletales; Suillaceae
Exons: 10
Coding region: 210-2330 (706 amino acids)
Source: RefSeq, a predicted model, not a curated record
ACUGGAUCAGUCAAUGGAAUGGGCGAUUCUUCGAGUGGAGUUGUCUCGCUCAUGUGGGACUCAUCAUACACCUUGGCCAUGAUGGCAAACAAUGUCUGGCGGUCACAGAUCAGUGGAAUUUGUUCGAAGAAGAUGAACCUGAAGACCUGCUCGAGCUUGAAGAUCUGCCAUUUGUGUCUGGACCCGAGUUCCAGCCGAAGGAAAACACCAUGGUCAUCGUCGACAAGUUCGGAGUUCAUCGCCUGGAGGUUCGAUGCUGUGAUUGUCCGAAUGCCAUGAGUCCGGACAUUCAAAUGUUUCGACACAGAUUUUUCCCUGCAUCUUUCAACAGGCCGAAGACUGUGUUCACCUUCAGAGUGCUCGAUGAUUUUCUACUGGACAGCCUUGAAUGCAGCAUCUCGGUGAUGAACUAUUACAGCAAGCUCCGGCGAAUGACCUUGAGCAUGUUUCCACACCUUGUUCCGGACCGAUACAGAGAGCUCAUGAGGGUCGCUCGACAGUGGAGGCAGUUGAAGACAAUGAAAUGGCAUGGCUUUGGCCAUCGUUCCGAUAACCUCACAGGAGAACUCGCAUUAUUUUGCCCCGCAUGUCCUCAGCCUGGUAUUAAUGUGCUGUUGUCAGAGGAUGAAUCACUUGAUGACUGGAAAUACACCCGGUCAUUUGUGAUGGACGGAAAUUUCAAAGCCAAACAUCUGCAUCCCAUUAAGCCAUUCGAUGAAGUUUGGCUGUCUGAUGGGCUUGGAUUCAUGGUAGGAAAGAACAGGUAUAAAAUGCAUCUGGCAGAGGCUGCUGACACGGUGGAAAAAUCAAGCUGCAACAACCACCGGGCAGUAAAUCAAGCUAAUGCUGCUCGGCACAAGCUGGAGUCCACCGGUAUCGGGGGAGUUGCCUGUGCCCGACAUGGUUGCUUUGUCCCUCACUCCAUGGUGGAUUUUCAGAAAGGCGAAAGACAAAUGAACAUGGACUAUGCCCUUUGCGAGGCUUCCCAGCACAACAUGGAAGGCAUCACCAGGGCCGUCACCUUCUACGAUAUCAACUGUCAAUACAACAAACACUUUCGGGUUCAGGUGGAUCGAAGUCAAUUUCUAGAAAUGGCACUGCAACUAACCAUCAUUCCCGGAAUUGGGUUGUGGCACAUUCAUGGCCAUCAGGACAGCUGCUAUGUCCGAUAUGCAUCAAAUUUCAUUGAAGGCAUUGGUCGGAUCGAUGGAGAGAUCAUGGAGACGCUAUGGGCAAGGCUCAAUCUGAUUUCCCCUGCUGCUCGGGGAAUGUCAUCUCCGCACCGAAAGGAAUGCCUUGAUUAUCAGAUGAAUGACUCCAAAUUCUGCAAGAUGAUUCGCAUGAAAAGGACUCUAUGCCGGAAAUACAAGCUGGCGAGGAAUGGCAUCUCAGAAAGUGGAAAGGCAUUCGACAGACUUGAUGAAGCAGCACCCGCACAUUUGAAGACGGAAUGGUUAGCCAGGGAGAGGAUAGCUCAGUCAAGCAGAGUGAAUGAUCCUGCAGCGAUGGAUGAAUAUGAGAUCAAUAUAAAAAAGGCACCGAGCAAAAAGGAGAUCGAGCUUAGAUUAUUAGAGGAGGGUAACGCCCGCAAUGCGGCACCCUCUCGCAGAUCUGUGGCGAUGUGGAUAUCAACGGGGUUGGCGAUUGAAGAGGCUCAGAUUGCAAUGCUCAUUGAGACACAGAGAUUAGACAUCGCCCGUCAAUGUGAUCGGCUCCAAGGCCAGAUAGAUGGAUUCACUCGGUCUGCUCUAACACAUCUCGGGGAGGGAUUUGAUGCAGAUGAUGAACCUGACGACUUGAAUGUAGACAUUCUCGAUGAUCUCGAUGAUGACCUGGCGGAUUUCACAGAGACAUCUCAUACAUGGACAAACUCUCCCAAGCUCACUGUAAUCCCGUUGCCAUCAAACCUGGGGGAUCUGAUUCCCCUGGAGAUGUCGCUUCGUGAAGGGCAGGCAAAUGAUGCCCUUCACAAUCUCCGAAUUUACCUGUGCAACAAGGCCAUCCUGUUCCGAACAACUGUUAGGCAGGCCAAAUCCCAGGCCCUGAAAACUCGAGCUUGGUCCCAGGUGACGUCGGUGCAGCAGGUGGUCUCCCUCCAUGCCAGCAUAUAUACAAAGACCAGGAAGCAAAUGAUGAAACUUGAGCCAGGGCAAGACCAGCUUCAGAAAUACAAACCCCUGCUUCGCGAGCAACUCAAAAUCAGCACUGCAGUGGGUGACCCAAAUGCCCGAUUUGACCUCAGGGGUCCCGAUCAAUCGACCCAUCCCAAGUUUACUGAGUCCAUUGGCUUUGGGCAAAGGCACUACGGGAUCGAUGGAGGGAAGAAAUGAUAUUGGUCAAAUUGGAGAUGGAUUGGACAUGUAACUUCUUUUUGUGGAAAGCAACCCAAUGGGGCGACCACAUGCAGGAAUCAUUGGAGAAACACCUUCCGGGUCAUGGAUGCUACGCCGGAAGGCAAUCCCAAAUGUAUUCAUUGCUUGCACAGGAUGCGCAGGCAGCUUUUCAAGACCUACAGAACAUGUUGAUAGAGGCUGGAGAUGAAUGAACA